Messenger RNA from Aedes albopictus (Asian tiger mosquito), 847 nucleotides. RefSeq names its product adult-specific cuticular protein ACP-20-like. NCBI's taxonomy places the organism in Eukaryota, Metazoa, Arthropoda, Insecta, Diptera, Culicidae. The record is from RefSeq and is a predicted model, not a curated record. The coding region runs from base 95 to 670 and encodes 191 amino acids. Gene Ontology annotation, cellular component: extracellular matrix. The transcript is spliced from 2 exons.
AACAAAGCUUGCCACCGAGAACGGUAUCAGUACGAUAGUGAUCUUCCGUUGAUAAAGUUUAGAUUCGGUGGUUUAUGUUUUAGUGACCAAAUCUAUGAAAAUGAUGAAGGUCUUCGCGUUCGUGGCUGCUCUGGCAACAAGUGCUACUGCAUAUGUCGUCGGUAAUGGAUACAACAUUGUGACAAAACACGCUACGCAGUACUACGGAAACGGAGUGGGUUCUGGUGAAAAUUACGGAAACUCAGGAUACGGUGCAACUGGCUACGGAGGACAGGGAAAUUUAGGCUACAUAACUCCAGCAAACUUGGAAUACAUGAACAAAGGAUCGAAGUAUGACAACUACGACGAUCAAUACGAUCACAAGGAUUAUUACGCCUACCCAAAGUACAAAUUCAACUAUGGUGUUCAGGACUCGCACACCGGUGACCACAAAAGCCAAUGGGAAAUCCGUGAUGGGGAUGUUGUGAAGGGUGGAUACUCUUUCUACGAACCUGAUGGCACCAAGCGAGUGGUGGAGUAUACUUCCGACAAACAUAGCGGAUUCAAUGCUGUCGUGAAAAAGAUCGGCCAUGCGCAUCAUCCGCAAGUUUAUGGCACAGAAAAUGGCAUCUCUGGAAGUGGAUACGAUGGACACCAUGACGACAGUUAUAGCUAUAAUAAUAUUCACUGAAGCACAGUGAAUGACGAACAAAGUGUAGAACAAUUUUUAUUUAUUUACCUUGAAUUUAUCCUGAGAUUAUACCUAUGAACACUCGUAGACUUGCGAUUAAAGUUGAAUGAAAGAUUGUACAGUGUACAGAACGCCUGAAUGUGGACACCGCUCGAAAAAUAAACCUGCUUGAAAACU